Molecule: messenger RNA, 1742 nt
Organism: Daphnia pulicaria
Lineage: Eukaryota; Metazoa; Arthropoda; Branchiopoda; Diplostraca; Daphniidae
Exons: 6
Coding region: 368-1504 (378 amino acids)
Source: RefSeq, a predicted model, not a curated record
CACUGCAAACUGCGUAUUUUGAAUUAAAUUUAGCCUGUUUUAAACGGUUCGUUUCGAUAAAUGGGUUAAGGUUAAUUCACCCACAACAUUAACAUACUUCAGUACAGGUUGUAAAUAGGAUGUGUAGCAACAUUGUAUUUGGGAAACUGUUAUGUGUUACUAGUCCAUUAUGUGCUGGAUUUUGGAACACAAUUAUGGAAAUAGAGAACGAUAGAUCAAAAAAAGGAAUUAUGUAAAAAUCCAUAGUAUCCACUUCAAUACCCAGCCAGUAUUUGUUAGACAUUGGCUUAUCUUUUAAAGUAUUCAAUUUGGAUAUACCCAAGCUUGUUUUAACAGUUGCAGCCCACAUUUUUCUGUGCUGUUCAAAAUGGAAUACAGAAACAUCAAACGUAGACUUGCUGAAGCUCCAAAAUACUCAACUCUUACCGGCACAGAACCUGCUGUGUGUCACCCAGUUAGACUCAAACACAUUGGUGAAGACAUAUUAUACGUUCGCGUUCGUGCCGUGUGCUCUGUCAACGAGGUAACGUUUGUUCGCCGAGAUGUAUCGCCAGAUAUAGACGGUCUUUGGGAGAAAAUCGUGGCCGACAUGAACAUGUUUUACCGAGAAAAUGUGGCUCAAUUGAAACCAGUUGCGACCCUAGAAAAGGAUCGCCUCUACGCUGUGGAAUUGAAUGGAAUGUGGACCCGUGUGGUGUUUUGUGAUUUUAAUGAGGCGGGUGACGCAAAAUUAGAAAUUGUUGAUGAAGGCUACUUUGAAACAGUUUCACCCUCAGCCGUUUUCCCGCUGGAGUGUCGCUUUGGUAUCUUCCCUUGUCAAAGCACUCGAUGUGUUCUUUAUGACUUGCAACACUUCUCUUUCGUUUUAUCGAAACUCGUCUUUGAUGCUGUUACAGAGCACCUUCUUGAUGAAAUGCUGAAUGCAGUCAUUAUCUCUCGGGAGCCAAAUUUGACGGUUGUUUUUUUCAAACCUCCUGAACUAAAUUUGAAUGAAUUUAUACUGCUCCAAGUAGCCAAGCAUGUUUGGUCGAUUCCACCCAAGGAUGAUGAAAAAGACGUACCGGAAGAUCCUUUGAUGAAUGACCCAUGCAUUUCAUAUCGCAUCAAGGCAUCUCUGCUGGACAACUUGCUUUUCUUUAUGGCAAUCAAGCGUUUCCAACUCCCACCUACCUCAGAAGUCACCGUCGACGGGCUUUACUUAGGAAACAAUGCCAAGGGUAGAUGGUUCCGUAUGCGGCUUGAAAGCAACAUCCCAGUUGCUGAUCAUCGAAAAGUUAAAGUCAGAUUAAUCGACUAUGGAAAUUCCGUUGAGAUUGUGCCGAGAAAUUGUCUGUGGGAUCUGAAUUCCAUGUCUCCCGUAAUAGCCGCGAUUCCUAAUCACGAAUUUACCGUUCUACCUCUCAGCUGCUUGUGUGCCCGUGUUGUAAGUAUGAACGAAAUCGAUUUACAGUCGGCUCCUUCAUCUGUGCAGUCGUUUGUUUGCAACCACAUUUUCCCAUUUUGAUGUAUUUUCUUAUAUUUUUCUGGACAAGAUGCUUUGCAUUUGAAAUUCGUUGAGUACGUACCUUCCCUCUCCCUUUCUGUUCAAACUUCAAAUAUUUUUGAAAAAAAUUGACGUGUCUCUCGUUUGUUGACCUUUGGCGCCAAAUCUUCAAACUGAUUGGCAUUAUUUUUCCGGUUAUUUGUCAGUUAUAACUGUUAUAUUGUUUGUUAUAAGAUAAACAAUGUCUUUCAAAUUUGUA